This is a messenger RNA of Salvelinus namaycush (lake trout), 2427 nucleotides long. Its product is annotated as ras and Rab interactor 3. Lineage: Eukaryota; Metazoa; Chordata; Actinopteri; Salmoniformes; Salmonidae. Bases 1 to 2427 code for a protein of 808 amino acids. Gene Ontology annotation, biological process: vesicle-mediated transport. Gene Ontology annotation, cellular component: cytosol; endocytic vesicle. The record is from RefSeq and is a predicted model, not a curated record. The transcript has 12 exons. Gene Ontology annotation, molecular function: small GTPase binding; guanyl-nucleotide exchange factor activity.
AUGCAGGGGGACCUGGGCUCCCAGAGGAGUUUCAGUGUGUUGGACCGCCUCCUCCACACACACCCUAUCUGGCUGCAGCUGUCAAUCAACGCUGACUCCGCCCUCUACAUCUUGCUCAGAGAACCUGUCGGGACGUUCCUGGUGCGUAAAUGCAGCUCCAGCCAGAGGAAGAUGUUGUGUGUCCGAGUGACACCUGACAGGGCAGCGUCCUCCAUCAAGGAGUGUCUCAUAUGUGAGGAGGACUCAACCUUCGCCCUGGAGAACUCCUCCCUCAGCUUCCCAGACCUCUGCCGAUUGGUGGCCUUCUACUGCAUCAGCAGAGAUGUGCUGCCUUUCCCUUUGGAGCUCCCAGAAGCCAUUGCUCAGGCCUCUUCCCACAGAAAGCUGGAGGCCAUCUCUCAUAUGGGAUUAGAGUUCUGGUGUCCCCUGUCUGACACCCAGAAUGGACCAGGGUGGCAGGCUCCACCCACCAUCAUUAAGGCCCCACCCAGCACCACCAAGGCUCCACCCAUCAGUGCCACCCAGGUCAAGGCAGGUCUGUCCCAGGACCUGUGUUACUUGCUGUCCUGCGGCAGACAGGAGUCUCUCUGCUUCAUCAACCCACUCUUCCUACAGGUGGAGCAGCAGCAGCAACAGCAGCCAACCCAGGUGGCGUCACACAAACGCCACCGCUUCAAACGCAGUAUGAGGGUCCGUGUCUCCACCGAGAGCUCCAUGACUCUGUCUGGUGGUGGGGGGGCUGGGUCGUUCCCUUCCUCAGUCCCAGAAGACCCCCAGGACCAGGAGAGGCUCCAGCCCAGUCCCAACCCACACAGGAAGAUCCAUCCUGGGGCUGGCGUCCUGAGGAGGACCCCUGCACUGUCCCCGACGUCGGCAGAGGAUGAGGAUCUCGUGCCAAUAAAUGUACCGCCACCGGUAAAGGCUCCAACAGAACCUCCGGUGGUGGAGGUAGAGGAGGACCUUCCUGCUCCAGAGGAGCCCAGCAUCGAGGUGGCGUGCCUGGCCUUGGAGGGCCGCCCGGCCCCCUCUCUGGCCGAACUGGACAGCAGCAGCUCAUUCAGCAGCCUGGAGGAAGAGGAACCAGAACCAGAGGACCAGUUCUUUAAACAACCAAACCACAACCCCCAGCACCGCCCGCCCAUGGUGCGCUCACGGGGGGGCCACGGAGGCCUGCACAGGAUGAGUGCGGCGUUUGUGUGUUUCUUCGCUCCAGAGAAGAGGCUCGCCAGGCUGGUGGAGGAGCUGUCCAGGGAUCGGAGGUCUGCGUUUGGUUCCCUGGUCCAGGAGUUCAUCCAGAGACAGAGAGAGGAGCUGAGAGAGGUCCUGGCGCAGGCUGCAUCCUCAUCAUCGUCUUUCUCAUCGACGACCUCCGUGGGGGUGCUCCGGGGACUGCGGCGCUUCCUGUCCCAGGCCAAUUGCUUCCUGCUGGACAGCGGAGAGCUGUCACCCCCCCUAGAGACCCUGGUGCCUGACAAUGAGAAAGACUUAGCCCUGGAGAAGGCCAUGUUUGGCUGUGUGCUGAAGCCUCUGAGGGUGCUGCUUGGCCAGGCCCUCCUCUCCCUCCACAGACAGGACGGCUCCACCAAGCGCCUGGCCUGCAGUCUCCUGGACUGCCAAGAGGGGGCGAUGGAGCACCUUGGGGUGCUUGUGGGCGUGCCCGACACCCGUGGCGUGGAGAGGGUGAGGCAGAAGCUGGCUCUCAUGCAGCGCACCCACUCGCCCAUAGACAAGAUGCUGCUGCUUCUGCAGAUGUGCAAGGCGGUCCAGAAAGCCAUGGGGGCCCUCCACGACGGUGGACAGGAAGUGAGCUCGGCGGACUUCCUGCCGGCGCUGUCCUAUGUGAUAGUGAUGUGUAACACACCUCAGAUCCUACUGGAGGUGGAGUACAUGAUGGAGCUGCUGGAGCCCUCCUGGCUCACUGGGGAGGGUGGGUACUACCUGACCAGCGUCUAUGCCAGCCUGUGUCUGAUCCAGAGCCCAGAGGCGGAGGGGGACCAAGUCCCCCCAGGAGGUCUGACUCGUGAGGCACAGGAUGGGCUGAGGGAGUGGGGCCGCAGACGCAGCCUGGAAGCCAAGAGCCACCAGGAGAGACAACAGAACCAGAGGUGCGUUCGGGUACUGUUCCAGGACGGCGGGCGCAGUGCUGUGCGGACGCUGCAGUGGAGAGCCGGCGAGAGCAGCGAGGCCCUGGCCCAGCUCUGUGCCUCCACCUUCGCCGUCUCCGAGCCCCAGGACUACACCCUCUACUGGAGGUCCGGGGGGGAGAUGAGGACCCUUCCCACCCAGGCACAGCCUAAGGACCUGGCCAGCCACAGCGAGGGAGGCCCCUCUCUCUCCUACCUCCGCACGGACCACGACUUCAGCAAGAUGCGGCGGCUGACCAGGGGGGGAGCUGUGGACCUGGGGGAGUCUAUGUGUGAGGAGUGA